Messenger RNA from Coffea eugenioides, 2943 nucleotides. RefSeq names its product cullin-1-like. Bases 375 to 2600 code for a protein of 741 amino acids. The record is from RefSeq and is a predicted model, not a curated record. The transcript has 20 exons. Lineage: Eukaryota; Viridiplantae; Streptophyta; Magnoliopsida; Gentianales; Rubiaceae. Gene Ontology annotation, molecular function: ubiquitin protein ligase binding. Gene Ontology annotation, cellular component: cullin-RING ubiquitin ligase complex. Gene Ontology annotation, biological process: ubiquitin-dependent protein catabolic process; protein ubiquitination.
CCGCCUCUGCCUUUUCUUUCUGCCCAUAGCAGUCGUAGUUGUAGUACAUAACAAUUCUUCUCGCUGUAUAAGAAGAAGACGAACGUUAAUACAACUACAAGGCGGAUGAAUUCUGGUGAAGUUCUAGCAUUGAUUCCCGGAGCCUAGGGUUUCGUUGUCACUCCACUUUGGGAGCGAAUUAGCCAGGAAUUUGUUGACUUCGAUCACCGCAAAUCGCUUUCUCGCAUCGCAUUGCCCCUUGACUUCAUCGUCUUGCUUUUGGAAACCCGUAGGAGAGUUUCUAGGGUUUCCACUAACGCUGCAAGUAUCUGUGUCCUGUUUCCUGUUUCCUGAUCAUCUGAGUUGCAGAUUGUAGUUUAGGGAAUUUAUAAAGGAUGACAAUGAGUCAGAUGCCUCCAAUACAACUGGAGCAUGGUUGGGAGUUCAUGCAGAAUGGUAUUCAGAAAUUGAAGAUAAUUUUGGAAGGGAACGCAGAGAUGCAUUUCAGUGCUGAAGAUUAUAUAUCUCUGUAUACAACCAUUUACAAUAUGUGUACGCAGAAACCUCCUCAUGAUUAUUCUCAGCAGCUAUAUGAAAAGUACAAGGAAGCAUUUGAUGAUUACAUCACGUCAACAGUCUUGCCAUCUCUAAGAGGCAAACAUGAUGAGUUUAUGUUGAGGGAGCUUGUUAAUAGGUGGGCAAACCACAAAAUUAUGGUCAGGUGGCUUUCACGCUUUUUUUUUUAUCUUGAUCGAUAUUUUAUCUCUCGGAGGUCACUUCCUGGUCUGAGUGAAGUUGGGCUGACUUGCUUCCGCAACUUGGUUUACCAGGAGUUGAAGGUCAAAGUUAGAGAUGCUGUUAUUGCUCUGAUUGAUCAAGAACGUGAAGGAGAUCAGAUUGACAGAGCUCUGUUGAAGAAUGUACUGGAUAUAUUUGUUGAAAUUGGUAUGGGACAGAUGGACUACUAUGAGAAUGACUUUGAGUUAGAGAUGCUUGAGGACUCGGCAGCUUUUUACUCCGUAAAAGCAUCAAACUGGAUUGUGGAAGAUUCUUGUCCUGAUUACAUGUUGAAGGCUGAAGAGUGUUUGAAAAAGGAGAAGGAUAGAGUAUCUCAAUAUUUGCAUCUCAGCAGCGAGACAAAGCUUUUGGAUAAAGUGCAACACGAGUUAUUGGUCACGUAUAUUAACCAAUUGCUCGAGAAGGAGCAUUCUGGAUGCCGUGCACUGCUCAGAGAUGAUAAGGUUGAUGAUUUAUCUAGGAUGUAUAGACUAUUCCAUAAAGUUCCAAAAGGACUUGAUCCGGUGGCAAAUGUUUUUAAGCAGCAUGUCACUGAUGAAGGUAUGGUUUUGGUACAACAAGCUGAAGAUGCAGCAAGUAACAGGGCAGAAACUGUUGGUGCCUCGCAGGAGCAGGAUUUUGUGAAGAAAGUCAUUCAGCUGCAUGAUAAAUAUAUGGCAUAUGUAAAUGACUGCUUCUCAAACAGCACUCUUUUUCACAAGGCAUUGAAAGAUGCUUUUGAGGUCUUUUGCAACAAAGUGGUUGCUGGCAGCUCAAGUGCAGAGCUGUUGGCUUCAUACUGUGACAACAUCCUGAAGAAGGGUGGUAGUGAAAAACUGAGUGAUGAAGCUAUUGAAGACACCCUAGAUAAGGUUGUGAAGCUUCUUGCAUAUGUUAGUGAUAAGGAUCUGUUUGCUGAAUUCUACAGGAAGAAGCUUUCUCGUAGAUUGCUUUUUGACAAAAGUGCCAAUGAUGAUCAUGAAAGACUGAUUUUAACUAAGCUAAAGCAACAAUGUGGUGGACAAUUCACAUCAAAAAUGGAGGGAAUGGUGACAGAUUUGACACUGGCAAAAGAAAAUCAGAACCACUUUCAAGAAUACCUUAACAAUAACGCAGUUGCUGCUCCUGGGAUUGAUUUGACUGUCACAGUUCUCACGACGGGAUUCUGGCCAAGUUAUAAAUCCUCUGAUCUUAGUCUCCCUGAAGAAUUGGUGAAGUGUGUUGAAGUCUUCAAGGACUUUUACCAGACAAAAACAAAACACCGCAAACUUUCAUGGAUUUAUUCCUUGGGCACUUGCAACAUAAAUGGGAAGUUUGAGCCAAAACCAAUUGAGUUGAUUGUGGGGACUUAUCAGGCUGCAGUCUUGUUGCUGUUUAAUGCUUCAGAUAGAUUGAGUUACUCUGAGAUCAAGACACAGUUAUAUUUGGCUGAUGAUGAUUUAGUCAGAUUGCUUCAAUCUCUCUCAUGUGCCAAGUAUAAAAUUCUGAAGAAGGAGCCUAACACUAGAUCUGUUUCUCAAAAUGAUUUCUUUGAGUUCAAUUCCAAGUUUACAGACCGAAUGAGGCGCAUCAGGAUUCCUUUGCCUCCUGUGGAUGAAAGGAAAAAAGUAGUGGAAGAUGUUGACAAGGAUAGAAGAUAUGCCAUUGAUGCCUCAAUUGUGCGUAUUAUGAAGAGUAGAAAAGUUCUGGGUCAUCAACAAUUAGUCCUGGAGUGUGUUCAGCAGCUGGGCCGCAUGUUUAAGCCGGAUGUCAAGGCAAUAAAAAAGCGGAUUGAAGAUUUGAUCACUAGAGACUACUUGGAAAGAGAGAAAGAGAACCCAAACUCGUACAAGUACUUGGCCUAAUUUACACUGCUGGUACCUGCAGUAACAUAGAGAAUCUACAUGACGCACAGAUUCCAUUCAAGUGUAAAUGCGCAGUGAAUUCGGGACAUCAUUUCCCCACCAUGAUGUUUGACAACGUUCAGCGGCUGGUGUAGCCUACCCCUCAAUCUUCACCAGUUAAAACUCUUUUGGCCAUGCUACAUCACUUGGUAUAGCUUUAAGCAAAGACCAAUUUUGUCGUUUGUUACUGUAGGCUUGUAAAUUUCUAUGCCGUAACACCGUCGUAUUAGGGCAUAUUUGCUAAGUAUAUCUGAAGAAAACAUUUUCUAUUUGGGAAAUGGGAUUUCAAUGCGAUUAACAAACA